Aspergillus uvarum CBS 121591 is the source of this 611-nucleotide messenger RNA. RefSeq lists its product as uncharacterized. NCBI's taxonomy places the organism in Eukaryota, Fungi, Ascomycota, Eurotiomycetes, Eurotiales, Aspergillaceae. The transcript has a single exon. The coding region runs from base 363 to 593 and encodes 76 amino acids. The record is from RefSeq and is a predicted model, not a curated record.
GUCGUACUGCCGCUUCGCAUCCGUCGGUGAUAGUUGCUGGUCAAUGACGUUGCUGACCGACCAUUAAUGAGCUGCUGCUGCGAUGUAGGGUGGGUGUCCUCACCUAUGCACCGUGUUUGUGUAGGAAGCAUAAUCUACAGCCAUCUUGGGGGCAAGAGGAGAGGGAGGGGUACCGAACAAAGGAGGGAGGACGUGAGGGUUCGACAAAAAGACACAACAGAGACAGACAGCGUCGAGAAAUGACGACUGUUUCGAGUGUCAAGUAGACAAAGUUUGAAAGAGAAAAGCAAGCGUCAAGGCCAGAGUGGGUGAGGCGUCAUUUUCAAUGAACUGGAAGGCCGAAGGUUUUGGCGCGUGCAUACAUGCUCCAUGCAUACAUAUGCAGGUCAAACUCGGUGGAUUCGUCCUUCCUUCCCACAGUAAACGGUAGUGCCGCAUACUUGGGUGGUUUCAAGGAGGAACUGGGGGGAGAGAGGGUCGGCUCUAGCGUGGUCGGGACUCAUCAUCCCUCGCAUGGGUCGUGUGGAAACGAAGUUUCAAGCGGGCUGAAUGAAGGUGGAUGCGGUGGUUGUGUUCUGUUGUUUUGGUGGUGAUGACUGGUGGUGGUGGUG